AUGCCCAAGGUCGAAGAGCCCACGUCGCCGCUCGAGCCGGUGAGCGAGAACGGCGACGUCAACGCUACUGUCGCCGUCGACGGCUCUGCCAACGGCGACGAGAACGGUCAGCAGGCUGGGGCUGGCAAUAAGCGGUUUAGGCCCGCGCCGGCCAAGACGUUCCAAUGCAGGGGCUACGGCGACUGCAGGAUGGUCUUCAGCCGUUCCGAGCACCUCGCCAGGCACAUUCGCAAACACACUGGCGAGCGGCCGUUUACCUGUCACUGCGGCAAGCAGUUCUCGCGGCUCGACAACCUGCGCCAGCACGCGCAGACGGUCCACGCGGACAAGGCCGAGCAAAACGAGCGCAUGAUGCGCGACCUGACCAGCCUGCACGCGUCGAUGGCAGCCGCCAACAAGGCGAGCCAGCAGCGCGGGAAGCGGGCCGCCGCUGCCGCUGCCGCCGCGGCUGUCAACGGCGGCAACUCGCGGGUGAAGCAAGAGGAAGAGCCGUUGCCACAACUGUACCGUCCGGGAACGGCCGCGACGGGGUACGAGAGCUUCUCGCAGUGGCAGCAGCCACCGCAGGCGGACAUGGACCGCCCGAACAGGACACAACCGAGUCCCUUCUCGCCCGUCGACUCGACCGGCAGCCCACCGGGCCGAGAGCCGUCGGUCCACGACUACCGCCCCUCGCAGCGGUCGUCUCCGCUCUCCCCCAACCCGAAUGGAUUCCCGUACAACAGCCAGCUGGACGUCCAACAACUGCCCCGGCAGCGUACUUCCCCGCCCUCCCUCCCCCUGAUCCACACAGACCACGCACAGGAUCAAUCGCUCGCCCAUUGGAAUACGGCUCCCUACUACCCUCAGUCCCACAGUUCGAUUCCCCAGCUCGAGAACCCCAGUCUCGCAGACUCUCCGUCAUGGACCUCUGCAAUACAGACGCCGACUCAGAUCCCCAUCGAGCCUUUUUAUCCUCGGCCUCAGGAUACCCGACAAGCUCAGCAUCACGCCCGGGCACAGCAGCAGUCCUCAUCCAGGGUACAACUCAGCUCGCACUCGGCGAUCCUGGCUCAUCACCAGCCUCCGCCGCCGCCUCAUCACCAUUCUUAUUCUCAGGAGAUCGCCCGCCAACAGCAGGCUCAACUUCGCCAGCUUCAGCAGGCCCAGCAGGCAGCUCACGCGCACGCCCAGGCCCAGGCCCAUCACAGGGCUCAGCAGCAGGUCCACCGCCAUCACUACGAGGACCCGGCGGCUUCGUAUCCUUUGUACACGCACCACCCCCCUCCGCCGCCCCCGGGCCACCCGGCGUUUUACGGCCUCGAGCAGGCCAUGUACGCCCAGGCGACGGACGAUCAGAGGUCUCUCCUGUCCACUCCCCCCCUAUGA
Messenger RNA from Peniophora sp. CBMAI 1063, 1368 nucleotides. NCBI's taxonomy places the organism in Eukaryota, Fungi, Basidiomycota, Agaricomycetes, Russulales, Peniophoraceae. The record is from the annotation of a GenBank genome assembly.